AUAUUCUCGUUCUCGUUUUCUCUCAGCUCUGACAAGCAAACUCAGUCAUGGCUCCUCUCAAAAUUCUCCUCUGUGGUGACGUACUCGGCCGUCUCAAUCAGCUAUUCAAGCGCGUUUCUUCGGUGAACAAAUCAGCUGGUCCAUUUGAUGCUCUAUUCUGCGUGGGCCAAUUUUUCCCGGAUUCAAUUGAAGGGCUUGAGGAAUUCAAUGGAUACAUUGAAGGCCGCUCCAGUGUUCCUAUACCGACCUAUUUCAUCGGGGACUAUGGCGUCGGGUCCCCGAAAAUAUUGUCAGAAGUAUUAAAGGACCCGAAUAAUCAAGGGUUUAAGAUGGAGGGUUUUAGGGUAUGUGAGAAUUUGUUUUGGUUGAAAAGCAGUGGAAAAUUUGAGCUUCAUGGGUUAUCUGUGGCAUACUUAUCUGGUAGGCGAUCUCCAACUGGAGCUCAGUUUGGAACAUACAGUCAAGACGAUGUUGAUGCUUUGAGGGCUUUAGCGGAGGAUCCGGGAACAGUUGACAUAUUUCUUACUAAUGAAUGGCCCAGUGGAGUCACGAAUGGAGUGACAUCAAAUAUUCCUUCAGAAAUUUCUGAUUCAUCUGAUAGUGAUCCCACAGUGUCAGAAUUAGUAGCUGAGAUUAAGCCUCGGUAUCAUGUUGCAGGAACUAUGGGUGUANCUCUCUCUCUCUCUCUCUCUCUCUCAUUCCUUUGCAACACAGUCUACCUCAUCCCUUUUGUAUCAUUUUGAAUCCUCAUUUUAUGCAUGAAUACUUUGCAGAAAUUUAUUCAUGCAAUAUCCCCCACUCCGGCAUCAACAAUGUCGAAACCUGAGCUUAGGGCAAAGCCACCAAACACUACUUUAUCUCCAUAUACCAAUGUUGACAAAGCAGUCCCACCCGAUGGAGCAACGAAGAGGCCCGGUGAUAGUACGUCUGAGUCACAGUAUUGGAGAUAUGAUGUAUCUCAGAAAAGGCAGAAACAUGGAGAUGGUAAUGGUGACAGACUCUGCUUUAAAUUCGUCUCUUCUGGCUCUUGUCCAAGAGAGAAGUGCCACUUUAGGCAUGAUGAAGAAGCUAUGCAGCAGUACUCAAGAGGUGUGUGUUUUGACUUUCUCAACAAGGGAAAAUGUGAAAGAGGUCCCAAUUGCAACUUCAAGCAUAGUUUGCAGGAAGAAGGUGGCAGAUCAGCUACUGGUGCAGCAAGCUCUCACAGGUCAAGAGAAUGUUGGUUUUGUUUGUCAAGUCCGAAUGUUGAGUCACAUCUCAUCACUAGUGUUGGAGAAUAUUACUACUGUGCACUUGCUAAAGGACCUUUAUUACCAGAUCAUGCGCUGAUUAUGCCCAUUGAACAUAUGCCCAAUACGUUAUCUCUUUCACAAGAAUGUGAAAAGGAAUUGGAACAUCUUCAAAACAGCUUCAGAGCUUACUUCAAAAGGCAAGGGAAGGAAGCAAUUUUUUUCGAGUGGGCAUUUAAACGAGGAAUUCAUGCCAAUCUUCAGGUUGUUCCUAUUCCCUCGUCCAGGGCAUCUUUGGUUCAAGAUAUUUUUAACUUGGCUGCUGAAAAAUUGGGAUUCAAAUUUACCAUAAUUAAGGAAGGAAGACAAGCGUUGCGGACCCAGUUUGACAGAAGUUGCAGCUUAUUUUAUGUUGAAGUUCCUGGAGGUGGUAUUUUGUCACAUGUUGUGGAGGAGAAUGAGAAAUUCCCAGUUCAAUUUGGUCGUGAGGUUUUGGCAGGCUUGCUAAAUGUGGCAGAUAGAGCUGAUUGGAGAAAUUGUAAGGAUAGCAAAGAAGAAGAAAUUAAAAUGGUCGAGAGAUUCAAGAGUGGAUUUCAAGAAUAUGAUCCAAAUCAAUAGGAUAUUGAAGAAAGAUGCAACACGAGAGCUUUUCCUCUUGUGUUCUUCACCUAACGCAACGUAGCAUUUCCUUGAGGUUCUCUUUGCUCCCGGCUUGGGUAUAAUUGCAAGUAUUUGCAGUUCUUCAAGCUCAUGUGCUUGCAUUAUGGUUGAACAGUGAUCUGAUUAUCUGAAAACAUUUUUGCCACAGGAAAUGAUGCAAAUGUUAACCGGAUAGUAACUGCAUAUAUUUAGACAGCAACAUUAGUUCAACGAUUUGGUGUUAUACCGAGUAAUUCUGCACCUAUUAUGGAACUUUGGUCUACUUGCAUAAUGGACAUUGGCCAAGUUGCUGCUAGGAGGUAUAGCAGUUCAAUUUUUAUGUAUGCUAUAUGUGUACACUCAGCUUGUCAGUUAGGCUAUUGAGAUAGUUGGACAAAACGUCGCAGAGCAGAACCAUCCACUGUAUGAAUGGAUCAUGUAUGAGCUUGUGAGUUUGUUUGCAACUGUUUGAGAUAAGAUGCAAUUUUAACUUUUUUGUCCAAUGGAUUUGGUUCUUAUUUGUUAGAAACAUUACAAACUUUAUUGACGGGACUGAUAUCAUGUUAACUGGUUCACCAGAAUAAAGUUUUAUGUAUUGUAACAAGA
Molecule: messenger RNA, 2474 nt
Organism: Nicotiana tabacum (common tobacco)
Lineage: Eukaryota; Viridiplantae; Streptophyta; Magnoliopsida; Solanales; Solanaceae
Source: RefSeq, a predicted model, not a curated record